AGCUUGGUCACAUUGGGAUUGUUUGGAGUGCGGGAGUGGGGGACAAGUUUUUGUUUUUUGUGCAAUUUCUACAUGGCUGCAAGAUGCAGAACUCCAAGGCCAAAAUGGAUGAAUUCAAGAGCAAAUUCAUGGAUUUGCUGCACAAACAGACGAAUCGACAAAUGAAAAUUCCUGCAAUGGGCUUUUCGGAUUACUUCAUCCAGACGGUGACGGCGGAUACAUCGCCCAGCCAGGAGCCGGAUACCACGGAUGGGGAAACCGCGGCCGCAGGGGACACACAAAGUAACGCACAAAAAUCGGACCAGGAGAUCCUGGAGGGUAUUGACCAAUGCUAUUACAGCCCCGACAGCAAUCCGCAAUUAUACGAGCUCAAGAAAGUGCUCAACGACGGCAUAGACAACGAGCUGAUCGAAGUCACCAUUGCACAACUGCGCACUCAGCAAAAGGUUUUAACUAAGCAGGUGCUGCAAAACAUCCUGGAGCAACGGAAUGCGUGCAGCACAGAGUUUGCGUCAAUCAAUGAAACCCAGAAGAGGCUGGAGGAGUCGCUGUGGACGUGCCAGAAAGCUAGAUCCUACUUGAAUUUUGCACGAACCAACCUCACUACCACCAGUCUGGAGAUCUUGGCCAGCUAUCGCAAGCGGGAGGUGCUCAAGGAGGUGUUGGACACUCUGGUGGCUAUUAAGACGCUGCGCACUACCGAUGUGGAGGUCCAGAAACUCUUGGCGGAUCACAAUUAUAGCGCAGCUAUUGGUCUACUACUGCAGUGUAAAAGCUCCGCUGAGGCUUAUAUGCAGUUUAACUGUGUACAAUCGCUAUCGAAAAAACUUCAGGAGACUAUGCUGCUGAUGGAGUUCCAAUUGGAUACUGUUCUCAACGAAAUGGUCCUGAGUUUCGACGCACGCAAAUAUGCGAAGCUUCAAGAGGCCUAUAAGCUAGCCAACAAAUCCCUUAUGGCCAUGGAUCAACUGCACAUAAACUAUAUCUCGGCAAUUCACUCUUCGGUGAAUUCCGUGCUUCGUGGAUACAGUGAUCCCUGCCAGGAUGAUCAGGCGAAGCCGUUGUACGAACAACUAUGCGAGCAGCUAGCCGUGGAAAAGCUUUUGCCUUGCCUCAUCAGCCUGUGCAAAACUUUUUGGACCAUUUUGGCCUCCUAUUAUCAGGUUGUUAUGUGGCACAAUAACUAUAAGCUUUAUGGGCACGAUGUAGAGGAUUCCCCAGACGUUUAUAUUCAGCAGAAACUAAAAAAGGGCCAAUCGCGUGUUUGGAAUGACAUUCUGACCAAAGUGUGCCUAUUCCUGCAGUCGGCCAAGCUAAAGGCGCUCAAGUACGACCAGUUUAUACAGCUGCUGUCCGUGGUGCAGCGACUUAAGAAGGUGGGCCUGGAGUUCUGCGGCGAGCAAUCGGAUAAACUGAUUGAAACGAUGCAACAUCAAAGCGAGGAGUUUUUCCGGACCUAUCACAUUUCCUGUGUGGAGGAAAUCUGCCUAUUCCUAGACAACGAGUCCUGGACGCCAGUCGAUUCGUUUUCGCACAUCCUUCAACUGCCUGAAUUUCGAACUGUUCGCCACACUCUGAGGCGACACAAAUCACCAACAACAGCCUUGCUGCCCUCUUCUAACAACUCUCCCAUUAGCAAUAACAACUGCGACGAGUUAGUCUCCGUUCAUUCCCAGGAUGGUGGCAGUUCUAUUUACGGUUCCUAUGGCUAUUUCCUCAGAUUCUCCGAGAAGAGUUCGCCCUUUGACGGAGGACUGGAUGCUGCAAUGUUGGAGGAGGACAUCUUAUCCGGCAUUGUUGACGAGGCUUCUUGCUAUUUCAGCGAGGAAAGCGACGACGAGCAGAAAAGUCUGCAGAGCAAAGAAUUCGACGAUGCCAGCAAUCAAUUGUUGGUAAACAACACAGCCCUGAAUGUUCUACGUUGUAUCGGUCGCUACCUUCAAAUGUGCAAACUGUUGCAUUGUAUUUCUCCCAAGAUUGUGUCCUGCAUGCUGGAGCUGAUUGACUUCUAUGUUUAUGCGGUGCAUGAGAUCUUUGGCAAAGACGCACUAGUGGCGACGGAUAAUUUGUAUACACGAAGUCUGGAAAUGCGAUUACAAACUGUGGAGACGAACGUCCUGCCCCAAAUCAAAUUGUGGCCUCUAAACUUUUCAUCGCUGGCCAACAAUGAAUUGGUUAAUCCAGAUACACUCUACGGCCUGUCACAACGAAUCGUGGCCGUUGAAGCUGGACGCAGCAUGCUGCAGCAGUUCCAAAUAUUGCAACACUAUCUCAACCACCUGUUGCCUGUCUCUGAACGUCCCAUACUUUCCAGUUAUCUCGAGUACAGUGAUUACAUGUUGGAUCUGGCAAAACCCGUUUACACCUGCGUUACCUCUCGUGUAAUCGAUUUGUCGGCAAUUCUGUCACAAAUGGCCAAGGUGAAAUGGGAUGUGAAUCAUGUGAUACAUCAGCACAGCAGCUACAGCGAUGUGUUGAAUAGGAACAUUCAGAGCUUUGCCAUGUGUUUGGAGGAGAUCGCGAAAGAGGUACCUGUACCCAGCAAGCAUGUGUGGAAUUCAAUGGCCCAUGUUGCCACGCACCUGUUGGUUGAGGGAUUCUCCAACGUGAAGAAAUGCUCCGCGGGAGGGCGAGCUCUUAUGCAACUGGAUUUUGCUAACUUUAUGUCUUUCCUGGAACUGAUAUCAAACCAGAAGUACCCGCAGCAUCGGUCUUAUGUAGACGUGUUUAUUAAAACAUACUACUUUGCGCCCGAACAGUUCGAGCAAUGGAUCGAGCAGCAACGACAAAGCGACGAAUAUUCCGCAAAGCAGUUGACCAGCCUGAUUCAGUGCAUUUUUAUCAAUGAUAAACGCACAAGGCACAGGCUGCUCCAACUGCUCGAUGGUGGAUCGGUCAAUGGGCUAAUCAUGUCCACGACGCCGACAUCCACUCCACAGAAAAACAACACUGGACCAGUUUCCAGUUCAAAUCUAAGCAGCGUUAUCUGAGUACUUUGAUUCUAUUUAUUUUGUUGUUCCUUCCGAAUAAUCUUGUUAGUAGAUGAAUCUUGUGACAUUCUGUGUAUUUAACAUUCCGUUUAGUGCAAAUUAACAAUUGUUUAGGCUAAAACUCUUCCUAAGUUAUACAGGCGAUCUCCAUGAUGUACUUCUUUUUGAACCUCAAACUAUGAAUCUCCCUUCCCCUCUUAAGCGCAAUCAGCUCUCUUUUUCGCUCUCUCAGAUGUAACGCAAUUGGCAACCGUAAUAAUUGAUAAUUAUAAUUGGCAAUAUGUUCAUCAUUCACCGUGACUUAAGUACCUAGAGAAAGCAGACAUACACAUACUAUAUAUACAAACAAAACACAUAUAAUUAAGACACAUGAAUAUCUAUUUAUUUUAUUACCUAUUUGUAAUAUUUAUUUGCAGCAGGAAACGGACAAAUAAUUGUAAAAAAACUGAAAUGUAAUGGUCGUCGCUUAGAUGUGACGAACAAACACACAUUAACUAUUUAGCAACUUAGCAAUUGUAACAAACUAACAAAGAUUACAUAUUUUGAGAUAUGCAUACCACAAAAA
Messenger RNA from Drosophila bipectinata, 3555 nucleotides. It is a transcript of the gene Vps50, whose product is annotated as vacuolar protein sorting 50. Gene Ontology annotation, biological process: endocytic recycling; retrograde transport, endosome to Golgi. NCBI's taxonomy places the organism in Eukaryota, Metazoa, Arthropoda, Insecta, Diptera, Drosophilidae. Gene Ontology annotation, cellular component: EARP complex. The record is from RefSeq and is a predicted model, not a curated record. Gene Ontology annotation, molecular function: SNARE binding.